Sphaeramia orbicularis (orbiculate cardinalfish) is the source of this 2161-nucleotide messenger RNA. RefSeq names its product sialic acid-binding Ig-like lectin 9. The coding region runs from base 44 to 1624 and encodes 526 amino acids. NCBI's taxonomy places the organism in Eukaryota, Metazoa, Chordata, Actinopteri, Kurtiformes, Apogonidae. Gene Ontology annotation, cellular component: plasma membrane. The record is from RefSeq and is a predicted model, not a curated record. The transcript has 7 exons. Gene Ontology annotation, molecular function: sialic acid binding. Gene Ontology annotation, biological process: cell adhesion.
AUUGUGUGUCCUGGAGGGAGAGUCCUGUAUCUGAAAGAACCAAAUGAAGAUGUUUCUCAUCUUGACGGCUCUGCUCUUGUCCCUGAAAGGAAACAAUGCUGCUGCAGGUGAAACACAGAAUAAACCACAGGGUACAAAUGGACUCUAUAUUAACAUCACUGCAGGAGAAAUAACAGCAGAGGCUGGACUCUGUGCUGUUCUGCCAUGUUCUUUCUCUACUGCGGGUGGAUUUGAGGCCAAAAGUGUAAUCUGGUACAAAUGUCAAUUACAAGAAAAGUGUAAUGAUGUAAUAUUUAACUCCAGUCAGAGCCACAAAGUUCAGGGCCGAAUGUCACUGCUGGAGUUUAAUUUAACCAAAAGUAACUGCAGCCUCAUCAUCAACGACCUCACAGAGUCAGACAGUGGAUAUUAUCAGCUCAGACUGAACGGCAUCGCAUCUAAGCCAGAAGCAACUGUCAACGUUAAAGUGUCACCAGUCCUGACCCAGAAGCCCACAGUGAAGGUUCCUGCUCUGACUGAGGGACAGCAGACCACACUGACCUGCACCGCUCCUGGUCUCUGCUCUGGAUCUGAUCCAAACAUCACCUGGACAUGGAGACGAUCUGCAGAGGAUGACUCUUACAUCCCAGGAAACAUCACCACCACUCAUGGACACAACUCCUCUUUGACCUUUACCCCUUCAGCCAAACACCACAGCACUGAGGUCACCUGUAAGGUCAACUUCAGAGGCAACACGAGCACACAGGAGACGGUGACGCUGAACGUGACCUUAUCUCCAAAGAUCUUAAACAUCUCUUCAUGUGAGAGGUCAGUGAGGUCAGAGGUCGUGACCUGCGUGUGCAUCAGCGAGGGGUUUCCGUUGCCCACAAUCAGGUGGCCGAUGUUGGAGAAACACUCCAAGUACUCGGUCAUCACCACUGUAUCAGACCACACCAUCAACAGCACUGUCACUCUGAGUGGGAAACAUGUCAACAACACCGUUGAGUGUAUCAGUAAGAGGGGAGAAACAAGAGAUAGAAUGAUCCUCAGCGUCUCAGAGACCAAACCAAACCAAAGGGAUCUAUUCAAGAUGUUGUUGAAAACAGUUCAGGAACCACAGGUCAUCUUUUCAUUUCUGAUUGGCCUCGUCCUCUCUGCAUCCAUCUGCUGUUUAGCAGGACUAUGCAGAAGGAAAAAAACAAAGACAUCUGCAAAUCUGUACGAGACGCUGGAGAUGGUGACAGCCCAGACAGUUCCACUGAAAAAUGCUGAACAACAAAUUGAAGACAAUCCAGCUCAUGAACCAGAGGUUACUGAAGGACAGGGAGUGGAGGCUUCUGGGACAUCAGCGCCUGGCGGUGACGUGGAAGCAAAACAAGUGGAGUACUCUGACCUCGACUUCUCUGUGCUGACGAGGCAGAGACCAGCAGGGGCAGAAGAGACCCAGGCCAGCACCGAGACGGAGUACGCAGAAAUUAAAAGAGAAACCACAGAAGACACACAGGACAACGACGGAGAGGCAGCGGAAAUGGAGGAGGUGAAGUCAGGGGAGGACGAGGAAAACAAACUGUGUGUGGUGGUAGAAGAGGAGCAAGGUGAGGCUGUGUCUCUGUACUCCAACCUGGAUGAAAUAAAUGACAUCUGAGGGGGGGGCCAUGGCACUGUGAGCCUGAUUACAUGACCAUAAAAGUCUGAUACCUGGGAGUAAUCAGAUACUUGGAAUAAUCAGAUCUGAUACAUCUACAUGUAAUUCACAAAUGGGUCCAGUCAAGCGAAAGUGAACAUCAACAAGAAAAAGUACAUUUGCACACAUCAUAUAUCAAGAGGGCUAAUUUUUUAGCUAAAGAUCUCUAUUUUAUGAAACUGUUAUCCUUUUUAAAAUACCACCCGUAGAAAAAAAGUUACAACCGAUUUUAUCAAUUGUACUUUUUACACCAUAGCCAUAGCUCAAAUUUGACGCUAAAAUUAAAUCUAAAAACUGUGAUAAUUUAUUCAGUCUAUUGAUUAUAUAGAUGACUGUAAAGUUUCAAGUACUAGAUUUUAAUUAUUUUGUGACUAUUAUGAAUAUUUAUGACUUUGAACAUUUGUAAGUUGCUUAAAAGGCCCUGUCCACAUGUUACCACAAAAAUACCCAUUUUUAAUUUUCAAGUUCAUUAUAAUUCAGAUAUUUCAGUGAAACUUU